Messenger RNA from Cuculus canorus (common cuckoo), 1080 nucleotides. RefSeq names its product left-right determination factor 1 (gene LEFTY1). The record is from RefSeq and is a predicted model, not a curated record. The transcript has 4 exons. Lineage: Eukaryota; Metazoa; Chordata; Aves; Cuculiformes; Cuculidae. Gene Ontology annotation, molecular function: cytokine activity; growth factor activity; transforming growth factor beta receptor binding. The coding region runs from base 1 to 1080 and encodes 359 amino acids. Gene Ontology annotation, cellular component: extracellular region. Gene Ontology annotation, biological process: SMAD protein signal transduction; BMP signaling pathway.
AUGGAUGUGAGGUUCUCCCAGAUGCUCUGCAUGCUCUGCCUGAUCAUCACGGUCCAAGCAUUUACCCAGGAAGGGUUCAAGGAGAAGUUGCUGAAGCAGCUGGGGCUCUCUGAGGUCCCUAAACUCCAUAAGAAAGACUUGGUGGAUCUGGUUAUCCCAGACCACAUAAAGAACAAAUACAUCUCCAUGGUGAAGCGCCAGAGGGUGAAGCGCCGAGCUUUGCCAAGUCUGGCUGGCAUCCUCAGGGGAAUCCCUGGCAACACAGAAAUGCUCUACUCUGAUACUGCCACACGCCAGAAUCUAGUCUUUGACAUGGAGGGCAGAAUACCUAAAAACAGUGAAGUUACAAUGGCUGAACUGAAACUCUUCAAAAAGCCUCUGGACAGAGCAAUCCUGCCUGCCAAGCAGUCUCACAGAUCUGUCUCCAACGCCAGAGUCAGCGUGUACUGGGUGCAACAGCAGCAUGAUGGUACCAACAGGACCUCCCUCAUAGACUCCAGGCUGGUUCCUCUACGUGACUCGGGUUGGAAGAACUUUGAUGUGACACAGGCUGUGCAUUACUGGCUGCAAAACAACAAGCAGGAGCCAAUGUUCCUGGAGGUCUGGAUUGAAGGAGAAAGGGUAGGCAGCCAUGCUUCAGAAAUGGCCAAAGCUGUGCAUUUCACAUCUCAGGAUCCUAAGGACAAAGCUCUAAGCAAACCUGAACUAGUGCUUUACACCCUCGACUUGGAAGACUAUGGGGGCCCUGGGGAUUGCAAGGAGGAGGUGAUGACGAGGAGGUCCACCUGCUGCCGGCAGAAACACUAUGUCGACUUCCACAAGCUUGCCUGGACACAGUCCUGGAUCAUUGAGCCAGCUGGGUACCAGGCUUACCAGUGUCAGGGAGGCUGCCUGCAGCCCUCCAGCCUGCUGCAGCACUUUGGCUAUGGAAAGCGUUCCUGCACCGUGGCAGAGACCGCCUCACUCCCUGUGAUGUACCUCAUCCAGAGGGGCAACCGCACCGAGGUUGAAGCAGCUGAGUUUCCCAACAUGAUCAUCAAGAAGUGCAGCUGUGUUACAGACGGCAUGGUACUGGUGUGA